GGACAGAGGAUGUUACCAACCCUGUGAAGCCCCAUGUGACAAACUGUAUUUUGUAAAUGUGGGCUAUAUAAAUAAAAUUUGAUUUGAUUUGAUUUAGAACCUAGUACUAUCAAACUUUAAGAGUGGUAGAAUUGUAAGGCAAAUUGACUUGACUGAAUGUUUCUUUCUUUUAUUUCUUUGUGGGACAAUUAAUGCGCCUCUCCUUUUCUAAAGAUGUUCAAUUUAAAAAAGGAAUGAUGGGGUUGUUGUAGCAGUUGCUUAUUUUGACCUCAGUGUCAGAUUGAAAUUUAAAGUAGGCCAAUCGAUGGUUAAGGAAUAAAUGGAACCUCAGAAAUGUUGGAUGAAGCUCAUAUUUCAUUUUUCUGUCCACCUCUCCCGUUGGCUUCUGUGUCCUUCUAUUUCACCAGUGGGGUUUUUUCUGUUUCUUUUUCUCCUCCACAGUUCACUGAGCUCCUGAGGAGUCCUUCGCUGGCUUCUCCACAGCUCACUUUUCAGCCUCUACUUCAGCCUCCUCCUUUGCGUGAAGGUAACCUGCGGGCAUACUAAAUAGGCUGAAAGCUUCGGAGUAGACACGCGGAUACUUCACUGAUCAGUUCACUGAGCUCCUGAGGAGUCCUGUGUUGUCUUCUGGCAUUUUCAAGCUUACAGCUUGCUUUUCAGCCUAUGUCAGCCUCCUCCUCCCCCUUCUACUUUGUGUGAAGAUAACCUGUGAGCAUUACUAGAUGGACUGAGAGCUUCAGGGCAGACAUGCUAGUCCUUUACUGAUCUGAUGUCGUUGGAGGGUAAAGGUUAUGCAGAGGGGGUUUGUGAAUGACGGAUUUGUUUUAGCUCAGCUUAAUGUUUCAACACAAAAUAAUAAUUGUCAUUAUGGGAAUUAAAAGUCAACUGCAAAGGCUCCAGAAAAUGUUAUCAAAGCAGACUGUUUUUCUGGAAUUUACCAUAAGUUUCUGAUUUGUUUAUAUCACCUGCUUACAAAACUAGGAACUAAGGCUUCCAACUUAUAACUCCAACAGUUUCAGCCCUGUGACUUUAUCUUUCACUUUCGGCUGGUUUUGUUUGAUGACUUUUAUUUUUUGUUUUGCACAGAUCACUGCUGUUCCAGCCAGUGAAAAAGCCAUGCUUAUGUGGUUCCCUAAUGGCAGUAUCACAACCACCAUCGCCUCAAUCCAAUCACAGAUGAUGUUUGUUGUGGCCCUGGCUGUGUUGCUGUGUCCUUUGGACUUUGUGACAGCUCAGGGAGAAAGCCAGAAUCUGUCUCCUGCCCAGGUGUUGCAGGACCUGUUGGCCAGAUAUGGUGACAACACCACCAUCACAGUGCCCCAGCUACGAUCUUUGCUGUCCCUUCUCAGCCAGGAUCAGGCUGAUGGUAUCAGUGGCAGCAAUGUGGCUAACACAACUAACAGGACCCUACCUAAAUCCAACAGCUCCAAGUGCUUGCCCUCGGACACAUUGGCUAUUUACAGCAUAAGUGAGCAGUCACGGCUGGACGGACAAGGUUUGCAGGAGCUUUGUCCAACCAUGCUGCAGCAGCUUGGUGCUGGUACCUGCAGGAUGCAGACAGAUAAGAUGUCGAGCAGCGACACCUCCCCCAGGCCCUCAGAUGCUGAAGGUGAGGACGGCUUUGGAUUUGACCCCAUGGUGGAUUUUUAUGUAUCAAAAUCUGCAGUGGUGUUUGGAGGCUUUUACCUUUUCUUCUUCACUGAAAAGGUCGUGAAAGUGCUUCUCAAACGGAAACAUGGGAGCCACGGCCAGAGUCAAUUUCCAAGUGCACCUGAGAGGGACUUGGAGGAUGGUGAGAAGGAGAAGCUCCAGCAGAAUGGAGAAGCAAAUAGUCUGCCUGUCAGCAAGGUGGAUGCAGGAGAGGGUGAACUCAUGCUCAGUCCUGCACAGACACCUCAGGACUCUCAGAGCACAGAUGGCGGGGGGCGAUCUGGAGGCAGAGGCUGCUAUUGGUUAAAGGGGACCAAUUAUUCAGACAUCAGUACGCUGGCGUGGAUGAUCACAUUAAGUGAUGGUCUGCAUAACUUUAUCGAUGGUCUGGCCAUUGGGGCUUCCUUUACAGCCUCUGUCUUUCAGGGCAUCAGCACCUCUGUGACCAUCCUGUGUGAGGAGUUCCCCCAUGAGCUGGGGGACUUUGUGAUUCUUAUGAACGCUGGCAAGCAGCAGGCUCUAUUCUUUAACUUCCUAUCAGCCUGUUGUUGUUACCUGGGUAUGGGUUUUGGCAUUUUGGCCAGAAACAGCUUUUCCCCAAACUGGAUCUUCGCACUUGCAGGAGGAAUGUUUCUCUAUAUUGCUUUGGCAGACAUGGUAAGUAAAAUAUAAAAGCCAUUUAUGUAUCAGUGUUUUAUUCUAUGGACUGCAGCUGAACUAAACAUUACAGCUAUGGCCAACAACAGUAACAUACCUAACUUUGACUCAUGCAACAGUGCCAGACAAUAGUCAGACAAGAUUCUGCUGUAGGAUCAACAACUAUUUCCGUUAUAACAGCUAUUUUUGGUUGUGCAGGAUACGCCCUUUGAAGCUGUGGUGUAUUUCACUAAAUAACACACAGUAGACAGACAGCACUCCUGCUGCACGUUCGUUCUUUACUCUGCUCAAACAAGAAUUGAAUACAGAUAUCCCAGCAUUCCCUAGCUAGGCUGAGACGAUUGGGCUACGGCACAACCAAGUUACCAAAAUACUUAAAUUCAAAAGUUUAAUACAUCACAUCACCCCCCUUUUUAAAUGAAAGUACUCUUUUGCUACACUAAUAUAAACUUAAUAAAUCAGUGCAUUAUUACUCAAACCAGAAAGUGUAACAGAUGUCAAUGUAACAAACAUCUUUUUUUUUUUUUUUACACUGUGCUAGAACAGUGUUAAUUAAAAACAGUCCAUUUGACCCUUAGUCCAAUAAUGAACCUAAUUAGCAAAAAUAACUGAUCUGGAUGUUAAGGGUCAUAGCCCUCAGGAGGCUUCCUCUCUCUGGCUGAGCGACGUAAGUUUUGAGAUGCAGUUGGCACCUCAUCACUGUCCCUGUGCACAUCAUCUGCUGACAUGUCCUGGAUCACACUGUCACAUAUGUCUGUUCAGAAACAAGUCUGCGGGCGACUGGCCUGUAGUGCAAUUUGGAGUACAGCGGUACUGCAUCAGGAACACAGAGAUCUUGUCCUCCAAGCUUUUUAAUUACACUUCUGUCUGCACAUACCUUUCGUCGAGACCAUUACUGGCAGGGUGACCAGGGGCGCUGGUCGAGUGCAGAAUUCCAUUUUGCCACAUGAAGGUCUUAAAUUCUUCAGACGUGAAUUGCGUUCCGUUGUCCGUGACAACGUGCUCAGGAAGACCAUAUGCUGCAAACAGUCUCCGUAAUCUUGUGACGGUGGCUUGCGAAGUGAUGUUGGGCAUUCUGAACACCUCCAGCGACUUGGAGUAUGCAUCCACCACUAUCAUUAAAGAGUGACCUAAGAAUGGACCGGCAAUGUCUAUGUGUAGUCUUUUCCAGCUCUGGCCCGGAAACUCCCUUGGGUGAAAUAGCACCUGUCGAGGCAUCCGCUGUUCCAUCUCAAGGUAUCUGGCAAUACUCACAAGCUUUGCAGACCUGCUCUAGAUCUACAUCAAUCUUAGGCUGCCACACAUACUUGCGUGCAAGGGCUUUCAUCUUUACAACACACUGGUGACCAGAAUGCAACUCUUCUAACACAAUUUUCCUUUGUUUCUCAGGUAUCACUACCUGGGUGCCCCAAAAGACACAUCCACACUCAACAGACAGUUUACAUCUGCACGUGUGGAAGGCUUUCAGGCUUGUAUCCACGUCAUUAGGCCAACCAUUCACGAUGAACUUCAGAACCUUUGACAGCGUGUUGUCUGUAUAUGUACUGUAGCGCGCACUACUUGGUCAGCGUUCAAUGGUGCCUGCUCUAGAUGUUGCAUUAGCAGUGCGUGAAUGCUCUCAGAUAUGGCUGCUGUCCCUGCAUCGCUUGUUUCCGGCAAGGGAACUCUCGGAAGUCCAUCUGCAUUGCUGUCUUUUCCUGAUGCACAGUACUAAAUUGUAUAAUCAUAAGCAGACAGUAUAAUUGCCCAUCUUUGAAUUUUAGCUGCAGCCAUAGUGGGUAGACAUUUGUGCUCUCCAAAAAGAGUCAGCAGGGGCUUAUGAUCAGUCACUAGUUUAAAUUCCCUUCCCCAUAAAUACUGGUGAAACUUUUUAACACCAAAUAUCAAUGACAGUCCCUUUUAUUCAAUUUGAGAAUAGUUUUUCUCAGCAGGGGCCAGCGUCUGUGACGAAUAUGCAAUCGGCCUCUUUUCUCCUGAUGGCAUUUCAUGUUGAAUGACAGCCCCUAUGCCAUAAGCUGAUGAAUCGCAAGCCAGUGUAAGAGGUACGUCUGGAUGAUAGUGUACCAGAACCUUGUCAUUCGUUAACAACUUCUUGCACUGUUCAAAAGCCUUUUGCUCAGGUCUCUUCCACUCGCACUCUACCUGAUCUUUCAACAGUCUGUAGAGCGGAGCUAGCACUGUGCUUUGGUUUGGCAUGAAUCGUCCAUAGUAAUUCACUAGCCCCAAAAAAGCUCUCAGCUCUUUCACAGAUGAGGGCGCUGGUGCAUCCUUGAUUGCCUUUACCUUGUCUGGAGACAGAAUGCCUUGGCUGUUCAAUACAUGACCCAGAUAUUCAAUCUGCUUUUUCCCAAACUCACAUUUCGAUUUCUUCACCUUCAAGCCACAUUCUUGGAGUCUCUGUAACACCUUUUGCAAAUGGUCAUGUUCAGUUUUUCCAGUUAUUAGCAAGUAAUCUAAAUAAACAACUACAUCCAGAUCUUUCAUGGGGUUCUCCGUGAUGUGUUGGAAAAUGGAGGGGGCAGAGCUAACUCCAAAAGCUAGCCUAUUAUACAUGAAUAGACCUCGAUGUGUGUUGAUGGUCAGUAGCUUCUUUGACUCAUCCUCCAGAAGGACUUGCUGAUACGCUGAGGCAAGGUCAGUCUUUGAGAAUAUUUUCCCUCCACUUUAGAGUGGCCAUCAGCUCCUCAAUUCAAGGUAGGGGGUCUCUGUAGUGGCAGCUUGAUUGACAGUAAAUUUGUAAUUUCCGAACAAGCGAAUUGUGUUGUCUCUUUUUACUACAGGUACCACCGGUGCAGCCCACUCGCUGUGUUUAACCGGUGUGAUUAUGCCUGCCUUCUCCAGUCGGUCAAGUUCAGCAUCCACCCUAGCCUUCUAGGCCAUGAAAGAUUCUUGUUAUAUUUCAAUCUGGGUCACAGCACCAGUUUUAAAGAUUAUUGGUAUAAUCAAUCCGGUUCACGGCUCAGUUGAACGAUUUGGCCCUUCGUUCUUGAGCACAACACCAGUUGGAGGAUUUUCUUGGUGAUUUCCCGGUGAUUUAUUGUCCAGUCCAUUCUUUCCACCUGCCCGGAGGGUUGUGGAUGAUGCAAACAUUGGCAGUAGUCCUCACACCCAGCAUGGGUGUUUUGCAAGAUGGAUUUCAUCGUCAUCAUCAUCAUCAUCGGGAUUGUCAUCAUACGCUUAGUGCAUCUGGCAGGUGUUGGUCUCAUCUCACAUCCUGUUGCCUCCUUGUGUUUUUGUCUGUAACAAACACAAGAGAAGCAUGGCAGUACACAUUCAUCCACAAACAUUUGCAUUUCUAUUUGCAUUUCAAUCCCUGAAAGAGAUU
Molecule: messenger RNA, 5632 nt
Organism: Cynoglossus semilaevis (tongue sole)
Lineage: Eukaryota; Metazoa; Chordata; Actinopteri; Pleuronectiformes; Cynoglossidae
Product: zinc transporter ZIP14-like
Biological process (GO): intracellular monoatomic cation homeostasis; zinc ion import across plasma membrane
Cellular component (GO): plasma membrane
Molecular function (GO): zinc ion transmembrane transporter activity; monoatomic cation:bicarbonate symporter activity
Source: RefSeq, a predicted model, not a curated record